GUUGCUAGAGAGAGAGAAGGGACAUGUUAGAGGCUGGCAGGGCCGCGGAGCUGCUCGUCUAGACAGGGGGUAACGGGCACCCUUUCAGAGAUGGGCAACGGCGCCCAACGAGAAAGGACAUGGAUCUGAGCUGAGUAGCUAAAAGCCGGACUUGGUGUAUUGCUCCCGGACGUCUAUAUGCAAGAGUUAUUUUAUGUUUGAAAUGUGGGAGAUGGUGGCGUUACCAAGAGCGAGCUCUCCCUUCCUGUCGUCUAGGACAAGAUGGCAGCAAUGCAGGCGAACUGUGCAUGGGGUGGAUUUAUAAGUCCAUAACAUGCCCAGAGAAGCCCUGGAUUAUACUUAAAGUGACUCUAUGUGAAGGUAUGGCCUCACAAGUCUUGGUCUACCCACCACACAUUUAUCAAACCCAGACAAGUGCCUUUAGCAGUGUGAAGAAACUCAAAGGUGAGCCCAGCAGCUGUGUGUACCAUGAGAGGGCACAUCCGCGGACCUUUCUGAACAGCAGAACCGUUGGCAUUGCACACGCGACCAAACAAGCCCAUUCGUUUGUGAACCGAGACUUAGCAGUGGGCCUGAGAGCACGUGGAGGAGAGCAUUACCCGGUGCAGACGGUUGUGGUUCGCGGCGUACAAAGACAACAGCCUGGUAAAAGAAGAGGGGGACCAGGCCCGCUUGUGGCCCAGCAGCAACAGGAGGCGAGGGCCGUCGACUCACAGGGCAAGGAGCAGCAGCAUCAGGCGGUUGAAGAAAGUGGGAGCAGCGGUGGAGCAACAGGAGCAGGAGGAGGGGGAAGGGGAGAGGGCUGCAGUGGGGGAGCUGAGGAAGGAGGAGAGGGGGAGGAGGGUGACAGAGAGGAGAACUGUGAAAGUUUGAACUCAGCUGACGGCUCUCAGCGAUGUGGGCUGAAACGUAAAAGUGAGGACCUGGAUAACCGAGGCAGCACCAUGCAGAUUGUGGAGGAACUGUCUAUGUUGCCUGCCAUGUUGCAAACGACGAAUGUGGGGAAUGCAGCCGUUACUGCGCCGACGGCUGUUGGGGCUGGGGGAGGCCCCUCCAAACAGGGUGUAGGGCAUGGGGGUGUAUGUGCAACUGGAGGGACAGGAGGAGGUGAUGGGGACUAUCAGGUAGUACAGCACGAAGUCCUGUGUUCCAUGAAGAAUACUUACGAAGUGCUAGAUUUCUUGGGUCGAGGCACAUUCGGCCAGGUAGUGAAGUGCUGGAAGAGGGGGACUGGGGAGGUUGUGGCUGUGAAGAUCCUGAAGAACCACCCUUCGUACGCAAGGCAGGGUCAGAUUGAAGUUGGGAUCCUUGCACGCCUGAGUGGGGAGAACGCUGAUGAGCACAACCUGGUGCGGGCCUUCGAAUGCUUCCAGCACCGCAGCCACACUUGCCUCGUAUUUGAGAUGCUUGAGCAAAAUUUGUAUGAUUUCCUGAAGCAGAAUAAGUUCAGUCCGCUGCCACUGAAGGUGAUUAGACCGGUGCUACAGCAGGUAGCUACAGCUCUGAAAAAAUUGAAGAGCAUGGGUCUGAUUCAUGCAGACUUAAAGCCAGAGAACAUAAUGCUGGUGGACCCAGUGAGGCAGCCCUACAGGGUGAAGGUCAUAGACUUCGGCUCAGCCAGUCACGUGUCCAAAGCGGUGUGUUCGACGUACCUUCAGUCUCGGUACUAUAGGGCUCCAGAGAUCAUUUUGGGAUUGCCGUUUUGUGAAGCCAUAGACAUGUGGUCCCUAGGUUGUGUGAUUGCUGAGCUUUUUCUGGGCUGGCCUCUUUACCCCGGGGCCCUGGAGUACGACCAGAUUCGCUACAUCUCACAGACACAAGGUUUGCCAGGCGAACAAUUACUGAAUACGGGGACAAAGACGGCACGGUUCUUUUGCAAAGAGUCGGACUCGCCUUAUGCAGCGUGGAGACUGAAGUCAACAGAUGAACACGAGACGGAGACGGGAAUGAAAUCAAAGGAAGCGAGGAAGUACAUCUUCAGCUGUUUGGAUGACAUAGCGCACGUGAACUUGAUGAUGAAUCUGGAAGGUUGUGACUUGUUAGCGGAGAAGGCUGACCGGCGGGAGUUCGUGGGCCUGCUCAAGAAGAUGUUGCUGAUCGACGCAGAAGAGAGGAUCGCCCCUGCCGAAGCGCUCAUCCACCCGUUUGUGACGAUGCAACACCUGCUCGACUUCCCCCACAGCAACCAUGUGAAGUCGUGUUUCCACAUCAUGGACGUUUGUUGGACUCGUCCCACUGGGUACGAGGCGGCCAACAGAAACAAAGGUCCUUUCGUUAGACCUGUAACUACAACCACUGCUGCCUCAGCCAACCUCCCCUUCAGUAAGAUCCCAGGUGUUCACACUCAAGGUUUAGUUCCACCUGCGCCGUCAGUAAUGCACCAUGGGAUACCGCUGCAGACUGGCGGUGGUCAGUUUGGAUGCAAUGAUUCGUUUCAGCAAGCUCUCAUUCUGUGUCCCCCGACAAUACCAGGUAUCCCCACUAAUACUGCUAAACCAGCUGGCUACUCUGUCCGUAUGGAGGCCUCUGUACCUCUGGUGACUCAAGCACCAUCAAUCCAGCCGUUGCAGAUCAGACCUGGAGUCAUCACUCAGGCCUGGUCGAGCCGUGCCCAGCAGAUCUUGGUGCCCACUUGGCAGCAGGUUACAUCUGUCCCCCCACCAUCAACCACACUGGCUUCUGACACUGUGACUGGCACACAGAGAUUAAGUGACUGGGGGAAAGUGCGUCCCCAUGGUAACCAUUUCAGCUCCAUGAUUGCACACCCUCAGCCAUUCCUAACCAACCAAAUGACCAUGUCCACCCACCAACCGGUCAACAUAGGCAUCGCACACGUGGUGUGGCCACAGCCAGCGGCAAACAAGCGAGCAAAGCCUUGUGUGAACAGGGGCAGCAGCACCUCCCAAAACACAAACAUCCAGAAUGUGGCAUGCCAGUCCCCAAAGAUGGCCGAUACAGCAAAGAAUGUGGAGGAAAUUGAGGAGGAGGGAGCCAGAUGUCAAGAAGAAGGGCACGUCAUAGGAGAGGGGCGAGCGGAGGAUCAGGUCGAGGAGGACGACGAGGAGAGCUGCUGUAAAGUGGAGCCGGACUGCGAGGAGCUCUCGGUUUCGCAGGAGCAGCGGCAGGAAAUGUUGAUCUCUGGCCUCGCCAGCCCGACUGUUAGCGUCAUCAGCAUCAGCAGCGAUGAGGAGGAGGACGCACAAAGACACUCGAUGGGCGAGUGUAAGGGCAGUGCAGAUUGUGAAGCAUGUCAGAGCACCAUCAGUAUGGAGAGAGUAUGUUCUCUCAGCAGUCCAGACAGCACGCUCAGCACCAGCUCUUCAGCUUCAGCCCAGUCCAACAACUCCCCAUGCAAACAACCCAAUAGCAUGUCGGAUGACGAACAGGAGAGCGGUUGUGACACGGUGGAGAGCUCGCCUGCCUCGCACAACUCCGGCCACAGCAGCAGUCCCUUUACCGAGCGCCGCUACAUCGCCGACAGCAACCAGAACUGUGAGCCGCGCGUGGCGUGCGUUGCCCCCGAGACUGAGCCCAGCAAGCCUACAAUACGCACCGUUGUGGUGCCUCCGAUGCGGGUGCAGAACAAUGACAACAACUGUUCGAUCAGCGAAACACCUGGAAACGCAGGUCACAUGGCCUGGGAUUAUGCUGUGUUAGUAGGCCACAGAGGUUCUCACAGAGUCUUUGUGCCACUCCAGAGGGAGAGGCAUUCCUGGGCGACAGCAUCACCACUCCACACCGCUCCUCAACAGGCCGCAGAAAAUCGGCCCCGUGUUCCAGCCCCAGCAACAGCAGCCUAUGGGCUUUGGACAGGUCCAGCAUUUCACUUCAUGCCACCAAGAAUGGAACGGGAACUUUGCCAACCGGCGACCACAGGCGUACAUCCCUCCCACCAUGCAUGGGCACACCUUCACGCUUUCCCACAGCAGUCCAAACCACACAACAGGCCCCCACCCCCACCUUGGGGGCCACCCGCAUUCUCAGCCUACCCUGUUGUCGUACCCUCCGUCUGGCCCUCUGGUUACAGCGGCCCCCGUGGCCCACCUGCUGGCUUCCCCUGGCGCCUCCCGCCCCGUCCUCCAGCCCACCUAUGGCAUAUCCCACCCGGCAGGCAUUGUGCACCAAGUGGCAGUGGGUAUCAACCCCCGGCUGCUCCCCUCCCCCACCUUGCAUCCACAGAGCCAGUUCAAGCCCCUGUUCCCCCCGCACUCUUACAUCGCCUCGCCUGCUUAUGGCAGUUUCCCCCUCAGCCCCACCAAACUAAACCAGUACCCCUACAUCUGAGCGUGGCUCUGGUACCUUUCCUACCGCCUGGGGGCUAAGCAGGGCAGCAUCCCAUCCUAAACCACAAACAACAUGGUUUUCAUUUCUAAUAAUAAUAAUAAUAAUAAAAAAAAAACAAAACAAAACCAUGGCA
Molecule: messenger RNA, 4417 nt
Organism: Poecilia latipinna (sailfin molly)
Lineage: Eukaryota; Metazoa; Chordata; Actinopteri; Cyprinodontiformes; Poeciliidae
Gene: hipk3b
Product: homeodomain interacting protein kinase 3b
Exons: 17
Coding region: 288-4322 (1344 amino acids)
Biological process (GO): peptidyl-threonine phosphorylation; peptidyl-serine phosphorylation
Cellular component (GO): cytoplasm; nucleus; PML body
Molecular function (GO): ATP binding; protein tyrosine kinase activity; protein serine/threonine kinase activity
Source: RefSeq, a predicted model, not a curated record